AUGUCAGGAUUAGAGAGUAAGUGUUCCAUCAAGACCGGCAAAGAAGAGCAAGCAGAGAAGAAUAAAGUCAAGAAAGCUCUGAUACAGGGAAAUAACGACAUUGCUCAGAUAUAUGCUCAAAAUGCUAUUCGCAAAGGCCAGGAGCGUUUGAACCUGCUGAGACUAGCCUCGCGCAUAGACGCUGUUGCUUCGCGAAUUCAAACUGCUGUUACCAUGAGAUCCGUUACGAACAAUAUGGCACAUGUCGUAAGAGGCAUGGACAAAGCAAUGGAGACCAUGAAUUUAGAGAAGAUUACAAUGGUUAUGGACAAAUUCGAAGAACAGUUUGAGGACCUGGAAAGUAGUACAAACUACUACGAAACUGUGUCUAACGACAUGAAUGCUGUGAGCCAGCCACAGGAUCAGGUGGAUCAGUUGAUGAGCCAAAUCGCAGAUGAGGCAGGACUGGAGUUGAAGCACAAGAUUGGUGACACCGUCGUGGAUGCGACGCCCUCGCUUCCAACCACAGAGGCCCCUAAUGAAGAAGACAAAUUAUCUGAAAGACUCCGCGCGCUUAGAAAUUGA
Molecule: messenger RNA, 564 nt
Organism: Ogataea angusta
Lineage: Eukaryota; Fungi; Ascomycota; Pichiomycetes; Pichiales; Pichiaceae
Exons: 2
Coding region: 1-564 (187 amino acids)
Biological process (GO): late endosome to vacuole transport; protein transport; endosome transport via multivesicular body sorting pathway
Cellular component (GO): ESCRT III complex; multivesicular body
Source: RefSeq, a predicted model, not a curated record